Molecule: messenger RNA, 634 nt
Organism: Drosophila subpulchrella
Lineage: Eukaryota; Metazoa; Arthropoda; Insecta; Diptera; Drosophilidae
Exons: 2
Coding region: 18-554 (178 amino acids)
Source: RefSeq, a predicted model, not a curated record
UCCAACAGCCCAUCAAGAUGUACAAAGUUGCUUGUUUGGUUUUGGCCCUGUUCGCAGUCGCCUACGCGGUUCCCUCGGCUUAUGAUACCGAGCACGUGUGGAAGGCUGGAAACCUGUCGUACGUUAUCCCCGAUAAUGCUGUUUUGGGUGGCUUUGAUCCCUACGGUUUCAACACAUAUGUGGGUCGUGUGAAGUACAUCAAUGAUAUCCUGCCCGCCCGCGUUAUUGCGGAAACUGGUGUGGCUCACUUCAACACCCCGACCAUCUCCUCAAAGCUCCUUGUAUACGACAUCCUGGUGGCAGAUCGCAAUGUGAAGUACGUGUGGGUAAGGAGUUUCGAUGGGUUCUACGAAAAGGGAGCCGUGGCCGUUGGCACUACGGUCAAAAAUGAGCGCGUUUUCUGCUGCCGAGCCAAGACCGAUGGAGGUGUCCUGAUCGGCACCCUUCUUCUCAGCGAGAAGCUCUGCAUCAUCAAGCACGAGACCUUGGCCCUGCGGAAGUUCGACAAAUAUGAGGUCUUGGUGGCCCAGCCGGUUAAUGGAACCAUCUACUAGAUUCACAUAUUAAUUGAAAUCUCUAGUAAAAAAGAGAGAAAUAUUUCUGGACUGCUAAUAAAAAAAUUAAUGAAUCAAAA